Molecule: messenger RNA, 3654 nt
Organism: Stomoxys calcitrans (stable fly)
Lineage: Eukaryota; Metazoa; Arthropoda; Insecta; Diptera; Muscidae
Gene: ValRS
Product: valine--tRNA ligase
Exons: 6
Coding region: 182-3340 (1052 amino acids)
Biological process (GO): valyl-tRNA aminoacylation
Cellular component (GO): cytosol
Molecular function (GO): valine-tRNA ligase activity; ATP binding; aminoacyl-tRNA deacylase activity
Source: RefSeq, a predicted model, not a curated record
AACAAACUCAUACAUCGUGGCAAUUCGGUUGGUUGCACACGUUUUUGCGACAGUUUCAUCAGCAAAAGAUAAAAAAGAUAAUCAAUAAAAUAAAAACCAGUGCGGAGCGUAAUAAAAAUAAUUAAAAACUAAACAUUUCGUUAACGUUGAGCAUUUAGGAAAGUCUUGCCUGAAUACAAUCAUGCCGGAAGAAAAACAGCCAGCUACUAAUGGUGAGGCAGUGCCUGCUGCAGGUGUUGAUGGUGAACCUCCCAAAACGGCAAAACAAUUGGAGAAGGAAGCAAAGAAGGCUGAAAAAUUGGCUAAACUUCAAGCUAAACUAGACAAAAAGGCUGCUACAGCUCCAGCUGCUGCAGAAAAGAAAGAAAAGCCCGAGAAAAAGGUGAAAGAAGUGAAGGAAGCUGCAGUCUAUACUGCCAACACAGCGCCGGGAGAGAUGAAAGAUAUCAGUGGACCUUUACCGGAUGCCUACAGUCCUGGAUAUGUUGAGGCUCAGUGGUAUAGUUGGUGGGAGAAGCAAGGCUUCUUUACACCCGAAUAUGGGCGUUCCAGCAUUUCUGAAGAAAAUCCCAAGGGCAAAUUCGUAAUGGUCAUACCGCCACCUAAUGUUACCGGUUCCCUUCACUUGGGCCAUGCCCUCACAAAUGCCAUUGAGGAUGCUGUAACGCGUUAUAAUCGCAUGAAAGGUAAGACCACUUUGUGGGUUCCUGGCUGUGAUCAUGCUGGCAUUGCGACACAAGUAGUUGUGGAAAAACUGUUGUGGCGCGAGGAAAAACUUACCCGUCACGAUAUGGGUCGAGAAAAAUUCAUAGAAAAAAUUUGGGAUUGGAGACGUGAGAAAGGUUGUAGAAUUUACGACCAAUUGAAGUGUUUGGGUUCGUCGUACGAUUGGUCCCGCGUUGCUUUUACCAUGGACCCUAAACUGUGCAAAGCCGUAACUGAGGCAUUUGUUCGUUUGCAUGAAGAUGGCAGCAUUUAUCGUAGCUCGCGUUUGGUUAAUUGGUCUUGCACUUUACGUUCUGCAAUUUCCGACAUUGAAGUAGAUAAAAUCGACAUUCCCGGUCGUACCUUCUUUUCCAUUCCUGGGUAUGAUGAGAAAGUGGAAUUUGGUGUGCUUGUUAAAUUUGCCUACAAAGUUGAGGAUAGCGACGAAGAAAUUAUUGUGGCCACCACACGCAUUGAGACAAUGCUUGGAGAUACUGGUGUGGCUGUACAUCCCAAGGAUGAACGCUACAAACAUUUGCAUGGCAAAUUUGUUAAACAUCCCUUCUGUUCGCGUCGUCUGCCAAUUGUAUGUGAUGAAUUUGUGGAUAUGAACUUUGGUACGGGUGCUGUCAAAAUCACUCCAGCCCAUGAUCAAAAUGAUUACGAAGUGGGCAAGCGGUGUAAUUUGCCUUUUAUAACCAUCUUCAAUGAUGACGGUUAUAUUAUUGGAGACUAUGGACAAUUCACUGGUAUGAAGCGAUUCGAGUGCCGCAAACAAAUUUUAAUAAAGCUAAAGGAGCUGAAUUUGUAUCGGGAGACUGUCAACAAUCCCAUGGUGGUGCCAUUCUGCAGCCGUUCCAAGGAUGUGGUGGAGCCCAUGAUUAAGCCACAAUGGUAUGUUAAAUGCUCAGAGAUGGCUGAAAAAGCAACUGAGGUUGUACGUUCUGGUGAGCUCAAGAUUAUUCCUGAACAUCAUACAAAAACUUGGUAUCACUGGAUGGAUGGCAUUCGUGAUUGGUGUGUGUCACGUCAAUUGUGGUGGGGUCAUCGUAUACCAGCAUAUUUUGUCACAUUCAAUGAUCCUGCUAUACAAUCUGGUUCCUCAGAUGACGAGGCCUACUGGAUUGUGGGCCGUACUGAAGAAGAGGCUUUGGCUAAAGCCGCUGAACGUUUCAAGGUUGAUGUCAGUAAGAUUGUGCUGAAGCAAGAUGAAGACGUUUUGGAUACAUGGUUCAGUUCGGGUCUGUUUCCAUUCUCUGUAUUUGGCUGGCCCGAUAAUACAGCCGAUUUGGAAGCAUUCUAUCCUACCACACUGUUGGAGACUGGUCAUGAUAUUCUCUUCUUCUGGGUGGCACGCAUGGUGUUCUUUGGACAGAAGUUAUUGGGAAAACUACCGUUUAAGGAAGUUUAUUUGCAUCCCAUGGUUCGUGAUGCUCAUGGUCGUAAAAUGUCCAAAUCUUUGGGUAAUGUCAUCGAUCCCAUGGAUGUUAUCAAGGGCAUUUGCCUUGAAGGCUUGCAUGCCCAGCUGGUAAACUCGAAUUUGGAUCCCCGCGAGAUCGAAAAAGCCAAGGCUGGUCAGAAGCAGGAUUACCCCAAUGGUAUUCCAGAGUGUGGUUCGGAUGCUCUACGUUUUGCCUUGUGCGCCUACAUCACACAAGCACGUGACAUCAAUUUAGAUAUAAAUCGUGUCCAAGGCUAUCGUUUCUUUUGCAACAAGCUGUGGAAUGCCACCAAAUUUGCCCUUAUGUACUUUGCUGGCAAUGAAAAGUUUACAUCAAACUUCCAGCUGGAUGGCAGCGAAAAUAAUAUGGAUGCUUGGAUUUUGUCUCGCCUCUCAGCAGCCAUUGAAGCCUGCAAUAAUGGUUUUGAGCAAUACGAUUUUGCAGCGGCCACAAGUGCUUGUUACAGUUUUUGGCUUUACGAUUUGUGUGAUGUAUAUUUGGAGUGCCUCAAACCCAUUUUCCAAGCGGGUACCGAUGAUCAAAAAUCAGCUGCGCGUAAAGCCUUGUUUGCCUGCUUAGAUUUGGGACUUAAACUACUGUCACCUUUUAUGCCUUUCAUUACCGAGGAAUUGUACCAGAGAUUGCCGCGCGCUGACACCACACCAAGCAUAUGUGUGACCUCAUAUCCAGACAACACCUCAUGGCGCAGUGAGCAGGUUGAAAAAGAAGUAGAAUUUAUGCAGAAGGCAGCACGUGUCAUACGAUCUGCUCGCUCCGACUACAAUUUGCCCAACAAAACUAAAACGGAGGCCUACAUCGUGUGCACUGAUUCACAACCCAAUGACAUUCUUAAGAAAUAUGCCAGUGAUUUGGCCACCGUAUCGUAUUGCUCGAAAAUCGAGUUCGAUGCAACGCCACCAGCUGGCUGUGCAAUCCUCACCGUUUCCGGACAAUGCGAAGUGCAUUUACUACUUAAGGGGCUGAUUGAGGCCGAUAAAGAGAUAACAAAAUUGCAAAAGAAACAAGCACAGCUGGAGCAGACUGUAGCCAAACUGAAACAGGCUAUGGCUGCAAGUGAUUACACCACAAAGGUGCCUGCGGAAGUGCAGACAGCAAACACUGAAAAAUUAGAACAAUCUGAGAGUGAAAUACAACGAAUCGUACAGGCAAUGGAAACUUUGAAACUAAUGUAAAUCGUUGGCAAGAAGUGCGAAUAUUUGAAAGUUUUACGCUGACUCAUAAUGAAACUUGUAAUUCAUUCUAAUUGCAUUUGCUCUCCUCCUCUGUCCUUCUUUGUAUUUUUCUUCUUAUUUAUAUGUUUCAAUUAUGAUUUUAUUUUAAUUUAACCCUAUUGUAUUUAUAUGUACUAGGAAAAAUGAGCGCUUGAAAAAGUCAAACUUAAUGUGCUGCUUAUUUGUUUUUAUAAAAAAAUAAAUGCAUGCCGUCAGAAUAUAAUAUAAUGUGAUGGCACAUGAAUAGCUUUGAAAGCCCAUUACUACCCAGAGAA